GCUGUCAAGAAAGCAUCUGCUUAGUUUCAAAAUUUUUUUUAGUGGCGCGGUGUUUAGCGGUGCAUUGGCUGUAUUUGGCUAGUGUUUUGAGACGCUCAUUUGCAAUAAUGCAUGCAGAAAGGCUGAGACACACCAAGAGGGCUGGCAUUCGGCAUAUUGGCGAAGAAAAGGCUCGGAAAAGACGGACCACUUUACUAACAACUGGUACAGCCGCUAAUCGCGGAGAUGGAUCCUCAACACGUGGACGGAUUGGUUCCUCCUGUAGUUCUCUAAAAAGGCGAAAUACGAAAGGAAUUUACUUUGCUCUGAUCGGAGAUCGCUGCCCAGAUGUGAUGACAUACUGAUGCUGAAAGGAAAUACAGUAGAACAUAUCAUACCAAUCAGCCAUCAAAUCUCGUCAUGUAAGCGCUGCGACCCGGCCAGGUGUUAACGACUGAUGCUGGAGAAGAGUAAGAUGACCCUGCUGUUGCUAAUGCACAUCCUUCUAGUGGGCGGAGCUUCUUUGACCCAGGCCACGCCCACAACCAGAUCGACUCCAGCGGCUGUGGAGGCGCAAAGGCCAAACAACGUAGGCCUACCCCACGGAGAACACCAACUAGGACGAGAUGGUUUGGCAGAGAAGAGAUUACAAGCAAUGUAUGCUGAUGGAAAAAACUCUGCAGAAGGCGGCUUGGAACCAACCAGAUCUGUAGACGAUGAUGAUUCUGCCGAGCCUCUUCCCCUAGAUCCCUCUAUCAAAAAUGUUGUCAAACGUUCAGCGAAUGGUGUUGAUGGUUACAUGGCUUCAGUCGGGUAUGACCCAAUGUCCACAUGGGCGAAGAGAGAUACUUAUGACCCUGGCUAUGAAGCAUACAUGCAGAGUGUUCAUUAUGAUCCCAUGAUGGCCUGGGGAAAGAGGCAGAUCAAAAAGAAUGACCCAGGGUAUGAUGCUUACAUGCAGACCAUUGGCUAUGACCCCACAAUGGCAUGGGGCAAAAGAGAUACUUACGAUCCAUACUUACAAACUGUGGGGUAUGACCCCAUGAGCUUCUAUGCCAAGAAAACAGUCAAGCGCAGCAGUGAAACCCCAUCUUACUAUUCAGAUAAUUUUCUGGGUGGAAACAUGAAAAGUCAAGAUCCUUACAUGGAUCUGUACAUCCCUAAUCAUUACAUGCAUAAUUUCAAGAGAUCCAUCAACCCUUAUCUUCUGACCUUGGCCUCUAAUGAUUGGAAGAGAGCUCCUAACGAUAUGGGAGCCCAGGGAUUCCAUGAGGGCAUCUUCACUCAUAAUUUUGGUGACUUCUCACCUGUUAAGAGAGGCAAAAGAGAAGCUGUCCAGUCGUCUGCUCCUGUAGAAGAGAAGAGACGUCCAGAGAUGACUUCCAGUGGCUUUUAUGGUGACACUUUCUCCGGCGGCUUUGGUGACUUUUCUACCAUGAAGAAGAGAAGGUUAGGGAUGGGAGCAAGUGGUUUCCAUGGUGACACUUUCAAUCAAGGUUUUGGAGACUUCUCUACCAUGAAGAAGCGUCGUCUUGGAAUGGGUGCAAGCGGAUUUCACGGAGAUACAUUCAACCAAGGUUUUGGGGACUUCUCCACCAUGAAGAAAAGACGUCUGGGGAUGGGAGCAAGUGGUUUUUAUGGAGAUACAUUUAAUCAAGGAUUCGGAGAUUUUUCAACCAUGAAAAAACGUCGUCUCGGAAUGGGGGCAAGUGGCUUUCACGGAGACACAUUCAACCAAGGGUUUGGAGAUUUCUCGACCAUGAAAAAAAGACGUCUAGGAAUGGAUGCUAGUGGGUUUUAUGGAGACACCUUCAACCAAGGCUUCGGAGAUUUCUCCACCAUGAAAAAACGCCGACUUGGAAUGGGUGCAAGUGGUUUUCAUGGCGAUACCUUUAACCAAGGUUUUGGAGAUUUCUCAACCAUGAAGAAAAGGCGUCUAGGAAUGGGUGCUAGUGGAUUUUACGGAGACACAUUUAACCAAGGGUUUGGAGAUUUCUCAACCAUGAAGAAACGCCGGCCUGAAAUGGAUUCUAGUGGAUUUUAUGGAGAUACUUUCAAUGGUGGAUUUGGGGAUUUCUACACAAUGAAACGUUCUUUGGAAGAGCAUCCCAAUCUGGACGACAGUGGGUUUUAUGGUGAAUCUGUCUCAGAGGAAUUAACAGAUUUCAGCCCAGAGAAAAAGAGUGACUUUGAAGAAACCCAAUUACAUGAGGCAGAGAAAGAAAAGGAAUCCACUAGAAGAAAACGGGAUGUUUACCAAAUGCACCAGGCCAAUAAGCGUCGCCCUGAUAUGGAUGCGAGCGGAUUCCAUGGUGACACUUUCUCUGGGGGAUUUGGAGAUUUCUACACCAUGCGAAAACGCCUAUCAGACGAAGAGCUUCUGUUGCACCAGCAGAGAGAGGAAGAAGGAAGACCGAAGCGGAACAUUGAAGGAGACGAGUCACUCGAAGUCGAGAUGAAGCCUCCUCUCGAGAGCGACUUGAGUAUUAGAAACCGAAGAAGCAUACAGGAGGCAACUGCAAACUCAGACUACGCCGAUGCAGACGUGACAGAAGAAAGUCAAGACAUCUAUAAACGGUCUAUCGAUGGAUCCAAUCCCUUUUAUGAAGGCUUUGAGGAUCUCAACACCAUGAAUGGAUGGCGAUGAGAUCCACCAUUAGCUCUCACUUUCUCCAUUAUCUCUCCUUAAUCUUAAAUUUUUAUUCUUUCAUCCACUACGUAAACAAAUUGCUCUGGCCUGUGAUACACCUGAAGGCCCUCUCUUUAUAUAUUAAGAAGGAAGUAAUAAUAAUGACUUGAGAAUAUAUUAACCUCUCCAUGUGUAACUAGGAAAAGUAAAUUUGUAUUACUGAUGAACACAAUGAUGAGUUAAAACUCUAUCAGCCAUACUUUUGUAAUGUACACUACACAUUAAUUAACUAUAAUGACCAGCAUAACUUGGGAUAGUAAAUAAUAAUUACUGUCAUUUCUUUGGAGCUUGUAGGAAUUUCUAAACUGUGCAGUUUUUUGUUUGUGUCUAAACACAAGUUCAUAAAGAUAUUUUGAAUCAGUACAUUUGAUACUUAUAUCUCAGGAAGCGAAAGUAUUAGGAAAUUCACACAAAUGGAAGAAAGCAGAUAUGAAAUGAUGACUUAGUUUAGCAAUAGCUCGCCCUUUAUUUCACAGGGGCCAUUGAACAUCACCAUGUGAGUGACAGGUUUUCGCCAACACAUACGAAGAUGAUUUUGAUUGAUAUCCUUAUUUAUUAUGUCAAGAGGUAAUCUGGGUAUGGUUUAGAAGCCUCGAAGAGUUACUUCUUCUACAGGUGGAGUGUGUGAGAUGAGCACAGCUGCCCAAUCACCCUUGGGGAUCAUGGAAGUAUUCAUGAACUUUUCUUCAUUCCAACAAUGUCACUUGUAAUCGUUGUGAGACUAAAGCAAUGUUGUUUUUUAAAGUAAUUUCAACUUUACUAUGUUAUCCUCUGUGCCAUUUUAAAUAGUCAGAUUUGUUUGUAAUUUAAUGUCUUAAGACGUCUGGCAAAAAUAAAACUCCACUACUAGACAUCUUGGGACAUUUGUAGAAAAUAUUAUUCAUUCGUGUCUUUUAGAGAGAUCUGACAAGAAGCAAUCAGUUCCUGGGCCCUGGAGUGAGGAUUUUUCACACAGAUAGUGAUGUUCCAAGAGGCAACAACCUUUGUUCAAAAGAAAAAAAAAAGAAAGAAAACCCUUCAACUGCACAGUUGAUAUCUUGUCCAAAACCUUAUUAUAUAUUUCUCUCUAUAUAAAUAUGUAUUUGAUGUUGACAAAUAAAGUAAUAAUAAUCCGACUAGAUUUCAUCCAAAUAUUUUGAGAAUGACUGGUGUCAAAUUUCAUGUCAAACGACGGUUGUGUCCUGGUGGAUCUCAAGGGUUUGUUGGUUGGUUUGUGGGGGGGAGGGGGUAGCUAGCGACCUUAUCAUUCAUCCGUUAAUGACCUGUGAUUGGCAUUUGACCUCGAGUCCUUUUUGUAUGGCAUCAUUCUUGAUUCGCAAGCGUCAACAAAGACUGUGUUGGGCACGUUGAACUGACAAGUGAGUGACGGUUUCAAAGUGUAAGUGAAAUGCCAAACCUGAUUCCAACGCAAGGAUUAUAUAGAUAUUGUUAUAUAUUUAGAUUGAUAUAUAUAUAAUUUCCAUAUACAGUAUUCUAUGUGUCGAUGUUCCUAUUCCAAAGUGACCAAAAUAUAUAUUAAAAAAAAGUUAAUCAUUUAUUAGAAGGAUGUGAUAAUUAAAGAUGAUUUGAAUUUGAGAGGCUAUUUUGACUAAUGCUUUGAUGCUAACAUUAGAUAUUUUCUUAACGGAGGUAAAUAUAUCGUUAUUUUUUCGCGCUGAGAAUUUCUCCUUUGAGUUGAAAUUCUAAACUGAGAGAAUUCAUGGGAUUCUUAUGGAAUUCUUGUCCUUUUUUUUUCUUUUUUCCUGAAAAUCAUGAACCAACUAGGACCUGCAUGCGUGGUGUAGAAAUUCAUUAUUAUUAUUAUUAUUAUUAUUAUAGAAACAUAUCCAGUUAUGUAUAUGUAUAUAUAUUUAAAGAUAAAUCUUUACAGAUUCCCAAAAGCUAUCUGUAGAAAUGUAUCUUUAAAUAUAUUUGUAUCCAUAACUGUGGGUUUGUUUCUCCAUUUUAAGACUCAUGCUAUUAUUAUUAUUAUUAUUAUUAUUAUUAUUAUUAUUAUUAUUAUUAUUAUUAUUAUUAGAUUCAUUCGUGGUUUGUGUUCUUCUUGUUUACGGAAUCCGCAGAGUAAAAAAAGUAUAGGGUGUCCACGCAUAUAUGUAAACCUUCAGGCAUCAGUGUCACGCAUUCAUCUUUUGGCAUCAUUUGUGUAAGUUCACUUACUAAGACCUUUUUGUUUUUUUCAACAACAUAUUUUUCCAUUGUGUUUCGCAUUAUUACUACUGAUCACGAACGGUCGCCAAAGCAAUGGUGUAUUGCUAUAUCAAAAGGAAACUCCAGAUGUGGGAAAUGAAAAAAAUGGUUUAAAAAAAAAUUGUUCAUUGCUAAUUCAAAAUAAAUUGCAAGAAAUUCU
This is a messenger RNA of Macrobrachium nipponense, 5015 nucleotides long. RefSeq lists its product as uncharacterized. Lineage: Eukaryota; Metazoa; Arthropoda; Malacostraca; Decapoda; Palaemonidae. The record is from RefSeq and is a predicted model, not a curated record. The transcript has 4 exons. The coding region runs from base 437 to 2626 and encodes 729 amino acids.